GCUAUAGGUCUUAAUGAAAGAAAUAUGCUAUUGCAUAACUUCCUGAAAGGCUAAUUUGAGAGCUUCAGUAAACUUACUUUCAAAAUGUAAUCUACGAUUAGCUUUGUGCACUAAUUUUCUAAUUUAAUUAAUGAAACUAAAAAUCUUCUGUAAGAACGUUUUUAAUUAAAAUAUCCAAUAAAAUUGUUUAAAUAAAGUCGAUAUAUCAGACAAAUUAUGAAAACUGUAUUCUGGAAUAAUCAACGAUGAGGUACUAAAGGAGGUUAAAAAAAAAGAAAAAUGAGCGGAGAUUUAUACGAACAGAUUUCCACUCCUACAGAAGAGAGUGAGGAUAAUACAAUGUUGGAGCUAAUGUCAGAUUCAGAGGCACUGAAUCAACGUAACACAACAGAACAACAGAACGAGCCUCCUAAAGUAAAAGUACAAAAGUUUGAAGGUGGUCAAAUCGGUCCUAGAUAUGUUACUAAUUAUAUCAAUGUUCGACAUAGAAAAGCGGUUCCUUCUGCUCUUUAUAAUGACGAUAUUGAUACGAAUAGAAGUAAACAAAAGAGAAAACAUAAGAAUAUCGAUAAUUCAAUAAUACCUUAUGUACUUUCUACAAAAUUAGUUUAUGUUGCCGGAAUAUUAGCAUUAACUAUCAUCUUUCUAUCCUGGUGUAUUUAUUUAUAUAUUGUCCCUCCAGAAAUUAGAGAUACGGAUUUUUUGAGAAAUGUUCAAGCACUGAAAGAAAAAUAUCAAAAUAGCCAUUCUUAUCAGCCGUUUAAUCUAUGGUACAACUCGAACUCUGAUAUUCCUCUUAAGAAAUAUAUUUUUCAACUUAAAGUUAUUGAAGAUAAAAUGUUAGAAAAUUCGAAAAGAGAUGAAAAUAUUUUGCUAGAAGAUGCUUUGUAUCUUGUGCAAAGUGUGCAUAAAACAAAACAUUCUAUACUCAUUACGGGUAAUCCUUACUUUGGAAAAUCUUCAUUGAUUAGGAAAAUAGCAUGUAUGUGGUCUAUUAAUUGCGCUUCUCAUUAUUUAUCUAGCUAUGAUUUAGUGGUAGUUAUAUCAUUACGAGAUUUAAACUCUAGAACAAUACCUGAAAUGAUUGUCGAAACGAUAUUUGGAAAUAAAGACAAGAGGCUAAUUGAUGGUUUCAGAAAAUCUCAUCUCAAUUUUUUUAUUUUAUUAGAUGGUUAUGAAGAAAUGAAACAAAAAGGCGUUCUUUUGGAUUUCAUGAACUCAUAUUUAAAUUCACUAAACAUAACAAUUUUACUCACCAGUACUAUUAAAGCAGCUACGAAUAUUAAAGGUAGAUUUGAUUGGCAUUUUUCGUUGGUUGGUUUGUCAAAAGAAAACCAGAAAAAGUAUAUAGAUUCUACAUUAACGGACGAUUUGGAAAGGAAAGAGAAAUUGAAAACAGAUUUGGAUCAUAUUAUGUUCCUUCCUCAAUUAAUGAAAUGUCCAUUAAUGAUGAAUAUAUUUUGUUAUCAUUACUUAUAUUUACAUAGUGAUAUAGAUAUCACGAUUACAACGUUAUAUAUCCAAAUGUUUAAUACGUUAAUUCAAAAAUUUUGGACAAAAUAUGGAUAUAGCUCAAUUUUAAAGAGAGGCACAUUUUUGAAAGGUGAAGUCAUUUUGACUCGUUUAGGAGAAUUAGCUUUUAGAAAUUUAAAUAAUAGUAGAAAUUUUAUACCAAUAGAAGAUAUAAUGAAAGAAUUUCAAAAUGAAGAAGAAUAUGAAAUCGUUUCUAACUUAAAUAUUAUUCCUCUUACGAUACAAUCGGAUGACACUGCAAUGUCUCCUUUUCAUCAUUACUUACUGGAAUUUUUGAGUGUUUUUCACAUAUUUUACUUAGAAUAUAAGAAAAGAGGGAAUUCUGGUUUUAUAUACGGAAAUACUGUUAUUAAGAAAUAUUUAAUUUUACGCCAACGAAAUAAUUUCAUAUACGGAAUGAAAACGUAUUGGGACUUUGAUAGAUUAGAGAGAGAUUUUAUGAUGAUAAGCGAAAUAAAAAAAGUAAUACAAUUUCCUGGAGAAAUGGAAAUGUUUCAUUUAUGUAGAAAGAAGAUUACAGAAGAACGUUUCAAAGCUUUUUGUUUAUUAAGAAAUAAUUAUAGUUUCAAUAUCAUUUGGGAUUCUAUAGCAACUCUAAAAGAUAUUUUGAGAUAUGGCAAGCCUACACUUCUAACAAUAAUUGUUCCACCAAAUAUAAAGAAGUGGGAUUACAUAGAAAACGAUAUGUUAAAAAUAAUUAAUUCAAGUGAAUCUAUUACGCAUGUGUUUUUUCGAUCGUCCGUAUGUCCCUAUUACAUCGAUGAAUAUAAGAAUUUAUUCUUAGACUUAAGAAGUUUAUUCGAAGCUUCAAUAUCAGCUGUUAAUACUUCAGCAGAAUUAGUUAUUGACAUGUUUGAGAGUUUUGAUUCCUUUAACAAAAUAUCCAGAAAUUUUCUUUCUGAUGGAAUCUACAGAGAAGAAGAAAUUGUCAGCUUAGUUUAUUUCGGUUUAAGAGAAGAUAACAAACCUCCUUUUAAAAUAGAUAUGGAAAGAUUAAGAAUUCAAUUUCCAGAAACUUUUGACUUAGAAAUAGUACAACAAAUGAUAUUAUUUAUUUCUGAAAAUCAAAUUGGAAUAUUUAAUAAAUAUCCUUCGUGGAAAAAUUUAUUGAAUUCUUAUUUCAACUGGGAAAUAAACCCUCCUAAGCAUUACAAAUUGCAACUGAAUGGAGAUGAAAUCGUUUCUAUUUUAUAAAUUUUCAUUGUUUUAACGAUUCUUUCAUAUGCAAAAAUUAUUAAUCUUUAAUUCAAAUAUUUGUAUUUGUUA
Messenger RNA from Centruroides sculpturatus (bark scorpion), 2799 nucleotides. RefSeq lists its product as uncharacterized. The coding region runs from base 280 to 2727 and encodes 815 amino acids. The record is from RefSeq and is a predicted model, not a curated record. Lineage: Eukaryota; Metazoa; Arthropoda; Arachnida; Scorpiones; Buthidae. The transcript is spliced from 6 exons.